Messenger RNA from Drechmeria coniospora, 1947 nucleotides. RefSeq lists its product as uncharacterized. The transcript is spliced from 4 exons. Bases 1 to 1947 code for a protein of 648 amino acids. The record is from RefSeq and is a predicted model, not a curated record. NCBI's taxonomy places the organism in Eukaryota, Fungi, Ascomycota, Sordariomycetes, Hypocreales, Ophiocordycipitaceae.
AUGGUUCGAGACUGGCCGCGAGACUCGUUCUCACGCCAUCAGUCGUUCCCGCAGCAACAGUGCUAUACUCCCGCCGGCCGCCAUCCAUCGUUUCAUCAUGAUCGAUACGGCCAGGACGCGCUUCCCCGGCACGACUCCUUUCCGCCGGAUCGGUACCCCGUCGAGGGAAACGAAGGCGGUCGCUUCCCGGACCCCUACGAUCUGCAUCGCAGGGCGCCGCCGAUGGCUGACGAGACCCGCAUCCGCGAGCAGCAAAUCGACGAGGCUUUGCGAUCGCACUGCGGCAUCGCCGCCAAGCAGUACUUCGUCGCCGCCGUCACCGAGGACGGACUGCCCAUGACCUUCUUCAGCCCGGGUCAGAAGCUGCACGAUAAUGCCAUCCGCCAAUUUUUCGACGCGACCAAGUUCCAGCAGGUGAUGCGCAAGAUUGAAUCAGGUGCCGACCCCAUGCUGGACGACGGCUUUGGCUUCGAAGAUCCCGUCUACACCCGGUCGGGAUCCCUCGGCCGAGUUCGAGCUGCCGACCGCCGACGGGGCACCGUCUUCGAUGACUGGGGCAGUCCCGCGCGGCAGACGAGAAAGCGGCCCAGGGCUCGCCACGCGGCCAAUGACGAGGAUGACGUUCCCAUGACGGUGGCCUCGCGGAGAGGCAUCAAGGUCGGCGACGGCGACGCGGUCUGGGCCUUUUACGAGCAGCGCUUCAAGAAUUGCCAGCAAACAGCCUGCAAGCUGAUCGCCAAGGCCUGGGUCAAGGCCGUCGAGCCCAAGAAGCAGUCCACUCACCCCUACACGGGAAGCGAUGAAAAGGCACCAGAGUGGUGGCCGAAGCCAUGGGGUCCGACCAAGGAUGACAAGGUCAGGCACAAGGAGCCUGACCACCUGUACAAGCGAGGCAAGUCCUCGGCCGCUCGCUCCGCUUUCGUCCCCUGUCUGCUAAUGCCCUCGCCAGAACGUGUCCACCUCCUCGCUCACAUCCUGAGGCUCGUCGUGGAGCCGAAUGGCAAGCAGCAUCCCGACAUCCAGAAGCUGGGCCUCAACGUCAAGAAGCUCGAGGAGACGACCAACGAGGCCCUGUCGGCCUUCUUCAUGGACAAUGAAUCGAACGCGAAGAAGCGACCGUACCUGAAUGAGAUUUUCAAAAUGGCCCGCCAGGAGGAGCGUUUCAAGAAUGAAGAAAUCGCGCAAGAUGACUCGACCGAGGUGUACGUCAUGGCCGAGGACAAGAUGCCCGAGAGUUACGCCUCCGACAACGAUGAUGGCUCGUUCCACAUCAAGGAGGAGGACGACCACGACGUGCAGCGGACCAAACCCAGCGCCGCCCACUCCAUGACGCAACCCUCGGCGACGGCUGCCGUCAACGGUCACGGCUUGCACGGCGGCCCUCCCCCUUUCAUGGGCGACCUACCCGUCCGGGGCCCGCCGUUCCACCCCCCGAUGAUACAUACCGACCUCGGACCCCAGCAGCAUUCGUUUGUGGAGAACGGCGGCAUUCCGGUCAACGACCAGGGAGCCGUGAACUCGGCGGGGGGCUCCCUCACCAUCGACCUGGUCGCAAGCCCGCACGACAGCAGCAGGCGGCCAUCCGUCUUCAGCGAGUACGCCAGCCCCGGGGGCGGCAACCUGUAUUCUCAGCAGUGGCAGCAAGGAUCGACGGGCUCGACCGCAUCGCCCAUGUACGCCUACGCGGCCCAGCAGACGACCCCCCAGCAACCUGCAUUCGUCAACCAGACGGUGCAGAUGAGCGCCGGACAGCCGUUCAUCGGCGGGUCCUUUGACGGCUCCUCGCGCCCGGAAUAUGCCGGCAACGGAAACGCCAUGUUUCGGGCCGCCGACCUGCAAACGACGCCAGUCAACCAGCAACCGGGGUACUACGUGCCCGGCGAUGGCCGCGGGGACCUGCGAGUCAUGAGUCAAGUCGUCGACGGCGUUCCCAGGAGCUCGGUCUAG